Talaromyces rugulosus is the source of this 1296-nucleotide messenger RNA. RefSeq lists its product as uncharacterized. Gene Ontology annotation, biological process: ribosomal subunit export from nucleus; protein import into nucleus. Gene Ontology annotation, molecular function: GTPase activity; GTP binding; protein binding. The record is from RefSeq and is a predicted model, not a curated record. The coding region runs from base 1 to 1296 and encodes 431 amino acids. Gene Ontology annotation, cellular component: cytoplasm; nucleus. NCBI's taxonomy places the organism in Eukaryota, Fungi, Ascomycota, Eurotiomycetes, Eurotiales, Trichocomaceae. The transcript has 8 exons.
AUGGGAAUUCCUAUGGAUAAGAAUAUCCACGCGCCUACUGUCCCCUCCGGUCCGACAACGACCGCGGGGACAGGGUUCAAAGAUCUGACUAAACACUCGAUGGUUGAGCUCAUGAACGAGAAAGAACGCAUCGAAACCGAGCUAUCAGCCUAUAGUGGUGUCCUUGCAUCUCAAGGAGUUACCAUGGACACAACCUUGACGACCUUUGACGGUUAUCCCCGCGACGACGUCGAUGUGGCACAAAUCCGUACCACUCGCGCUCGUAUUAUACACCUCCGAAACGACCACAAGGAAGUCAUGAAACAUUUGGAGAAAGGCCUACACGCACACUUUGAAAUUCUACAGCAGAGCCAAAACGCAACGGCAGACAACACCGCGUCCCUGCGGACCAUUCCUGUCUUGAACACCGCGUCAUCAGUGGGCACUGUCGAAACUCCCUUUGCGAAAGUCAAUAGUGUUGCGAGCGGCAGUCCCGCAGAUCAAGCUGGUCUCCAACCCGGCGACACGAUUCGCAGCUUCGGAAAUGUCAAUUGGGUAAAUAACGAGCGCCUGGCAAAGGUUGGAGAGGUUGUACAACAGAACGAAGGGCGACCGGUCGUGGUCAAAGUGGUACGGCAGAACGAGUCCGGACAAGGCAGCAGCGAGUUGCAUCUAAGCCUAACUCCUCGACGUAACUGGGGCGGUCGUGGUCUUCUAGGUUGCCACCUGACCACUUUCGUCAAGCGCCACUUGACUGGUGAAUUCGAGAAGAAGUACAUCGCCACUUUGGGCGUGGAAGUUCACCCUCUGGGUUUCACCACAAACCUGGGUGCUAUUCAGUUUGAUGUCUGGGACACUGCUGGUCAGGAGAAGUUCGGCGGUCUCCGUGAUGGAUAUUACAUCAACGGACAAUGUGGUAUCAUCAUGUUCGACGUCACAUCGCGUAUUACGUACAAGAACGUUCCCAACUGGCACCGCGACUUGGUUCGUGUGUGCGAGAACAUCCCCAUUGUUCUCACCGGUAACAAGGUCGAUGUGAAGGAGCGCAAAGUCAAGGCCAAGACCAUCACUUUCCACCGCAAGAAGAACCUGCAGUACUACGAUAUCUCCGCCAAGUCCAACUACAACUUUGAGAAGCCAUUCUUGUGGCUUGCUCGCAAGCUGGUCGGCAACCAGACCCUGGAGUUCGUUGCUGCUCCGGCUCUCGCUCCCCCCGAGGUCCAAGUCGACCCCGAGGUUAUGGCCAAGUACCAGCAGGAAUUGACCGACGCUGCUGCCCAGCCUUUGCCUGAUGAGGAGGACGCAGAUUUGCUGUAA